Penicillium griseofulvum is the source of this 1503-nucleotide messenger RNA. RefSeq names its product ribosome biogenesis protein LTV1. The record is from RefSeq and is a predicted model, not a curated record. Gene Ontology annotation, cellular component: cytosol; preribosome, small subunit precursor; nucleus. The transcript has 2 exons. NCBI's taxonomy places the organism in Eukaryota, Fungi, Ascomycota, Eurotiomycetes, Eurotiales, Aspergillaceae. The coding region runs from base 1 to 1503 and encodes 500 amino acids. Gene Ontology annotation, biological process: ribosomal small subunit biogenesis; ribosomal small subunit export from nucleus.
AUGCCGCCCAAACAGUGGAUUGACAAGAAGAAUGCGAGCACAUUCCAGCUCUUUCACCGGUCUCAAAAUGAUCCGUUGAUCCACGAUACCAGUGCGGAUGACCGUUUCCUGUACCAGGUCGGAGGCCCCGCGCCCGCGCCCGCUCCCGCACCGUCUUCCGUAAAGACCUCGAAGAAGCCAUUGCCAAAUUUGUCUGAUCUCCAGUCCGAAUAUGGCGACAGUGCUCGCAAGAAUGAGGGCGAGGCCGCCAACUACGGCGUGUACUACGAUGACUCCAACUACGAUUACAUGCAGCAUCUGCGCGAGCUAGGAAGCGGCACCGGAGAUGCGUACUUUGUCGAAGCAAAGACUGAGAAGUCCAAGGGCAGAGCUGGUCGAGGGAUGAAGCUGGAAGAUGCGUUGCGACAGGUCUCGCUCGUGGAUAAAGAUACCUAUCAGAGCGCCUCCGCCGGUCCCAGUCUUUAUGGCUCCCAAUAUGGUGACAUGCGCUCAACUGCGUCGUCCUAUGUUCGUAAGCCAACCUAUCAGGACCAGCAGAAUGUUCCAGACGCAAUUGCUGGAUUCAAGCCUGACAUGGACCCACGGCUGCGAGAGGCCCUGGAGGCCCUGGAGGACGAAGCCUUCGUGGAGGACGGCGACGAUGACGGAAUCUUUGACCAAUUAACAGCCAAUGCGGAGGAAAUAGACGAGGGCGACUGGGAGGAUUCUCUGUUUGACGAUGUCGAAGAUGAGGGAUGGGAGUCGGAUGCUACAGAGAAAGCGCCCGUGCAGCCGGAUAGCACCAAGGCCGAGCGCUCAUUCGAUGAUGACCUGCCAGAAGGGCCCGCGAAGCCACCAAUGGACCCCAGCGAGAUGCCUGAGCCUGAUAAGCCUGCUCCCGACAUGGAGCCCACUGACCAGAGUUGGAUGAGCGAGUUCGCCAAGUUCAAGAAAGAUGCCAAGGCCGGCAAUGCUCCCACACCUGCUGCACCCACAAUCGCAGCAUCACAGACAAUGGCAUCAACCGUUUUCACCGCUGGCGGAACACCAAUUCGCCGGAAGAAGCGCAAGGGUGCUCUGACUAACCCGUCUGCGUACUCGAUGACAUCGUCCGCCCUGGCUCGUACUGCUGGCCACCGUCUCCUUGACGACCGAUUUGACAAGGUUGAGCAACUCUACUCUCUUGACGAGGAAGACGAAUACGAUGACAACAUGUCCAUGAUCAGCGGAAUGACAGGUGCAACCGGCAUGACGGGCAUGUCCACCGCAUCAUCCCAGGCCCCUAGUCUGGUCGACGGAAAUGGUGAUGCCGUGCACAGCCGGAGCACCUUCAACAACGUCAUGGACGACUUCCUCUCCAGCUGGGACCCCAACACCAGUGGCCAGGCGAAGCGACACGGCGCUAAACACAAGCGUGGUAAGAACGGCAACGAGGCCAUUGGCAUCAGGAUGCUCGACGAGGUGCGAUCCGGUCUUGGCCCAGCUCGGAUUCGAGGCAAGGGCAAAGUCUCCGGAACAGCUUAG